AUCACCCAACCGUUUGUUCGCCACCUUUAGGAUUUAGCUGAUUGCCUCCCUGGAUCUGUUUGGCCCCCACCAAUUUCCAUUCUUCAUUCCUCUCUAAAUAUAAUCACCGUAGAAAUUGAGAGAAGAUAAAACCUAACAAGCCAUACUUUCCUAAUUCACAAAAAAAAAAAAAAAAAAAAGUUGCAGAACAUGGCUUCCACGAAGGUGAUCGCCACCUUGUUCAUGGCUGCCCUCCUCCUUAGCUCCUGCGGAGCUACCUCCCGCCCUGGCCCGGCAGAAGCUCCUGAUGUCGUCGUUGUUCCGGCCGACGUGACCACUUCUGAGGAGAGUUUCGAGGGACAUACGUUCGAUCCCAUGAUCGACCGGCUCGAUCCUGCUUCCUUUGCUGCCAGCACCUCCCACAAGCUGGUGGAAGGACAUGAUACGGUGGAGCAAGAUCUGUGCGAAGGGCUGGGAGAAAAUGAUUGCUUGACGAGAAGAACUCUAGAAGCUCAUCUCGAUUACAUCUACACCCAGGAACAUAAUAAUUAAUGAGCCAUGCAUGAACAUCAAUUUUUUUUUUUCUGCCUCCCAGAAACAUAAUAAGAUUGCUCAGAAGUUGAUCUUCUUCGUUUAGUAUUUUAUUCUAUAUCAUCAAAAUAAAGGUUUUCUGUUAUGAACGGAGUGACGAGGGAUAUUGUAUGGUUUCACAUGUUUUGGACUUCUCAGUUUCAUUUCGAGCCACAGGGCCAAUGCUGGGUCUCAGGGGCUGGUUGGACCGGCCUGCUCUUAGUUUUCAUUCACCUUCGGCUAGAACUUUUACCCAAUUCGUCAACUUUGGACGCGAACAUCAGGCACUACUGUGUGCGCGGUUGAAUUUAAGUUGAGGGUGGGAUGACAAUUUGGACUCGUCUUCUGAAUAUUAUUAGACUGAUUCACGAUGGCGAGGAUAUUAUCUGAUUUGCAGUAGCGUGAGUCGGAGCAUGAAUAUCUACUUCAUAUCCGUCUUGCUCCAUCUCAUGUCGGCCCACUUUAUCUCGGUUGCUUACAAUAUCUAUUCAUAUUUCUCCUGCUUUGGUUUUUCUUCAACUAGUUAACUCAAUUACACAUUCUAUUAUCACUAUUUUACAUUCAUAACGUUUUUUAAAUUCCUACACUACCUUGAAGUUAUUGUAACUUCAUGUUUUUGACCUUUUAUAAUAGGUUUCACAAGUCGCAUUACGUAAAAUACAAUAGGUAUUACGUAAUGGUUAUGUAAGGAUAAACAUAGUUGAAAAAUGUUAUUACGGAAACCUUACGUAAUAGACACUUAUUUUACGC
Linum trigynum is the source of this 1299-nucleotide messenger RNA. The record is from the annotation of a GenBank genome assembly. Lineage: Eukaryota; Viridiplantae; Streptophyta; Magnoliopsida; Malpighiales; Linaceae.